Messenger RNA from Musca vetustissima, 1858 nucleotides. Its product is annotated as angiotensin-converting enzyme. Gene Ontology annotation, cellular component: plasma membrane. Gene Ontology annotation, biological process: proteolysis. Gene Ontology annotation, molecular function: metallopeptidase activity; peptidyl-dipeptidase activity. The record is from RefSeq and is a predicted model, not a curated record. The transcript is spliced from 6 exons. Bases 8 to 1858 code for a protein of 616 amino acids. NCBI's taxonomy places the organism in Eukaryota, Metazoa, Arthropoda, Insecta, Diptera, Muscidae.
UGUCAACAUGAAAUUCCUAUUAGUCACCCUUGUGGCCGGUUUGGCGCUCUGCCACGCUGCCGUUAAGGAAGAAAUCAUUGCCACCGAAUAUUUGCAAAAUAUCAACAAGGUCCUGGCCAAGCAAACCAACAUCGAGACUGAAGCCUCUUGGGCCUAUGCCUCAAACAUUACCGAUGAAAAUGAACGUCGUCGCAAUGAAAUCUCCGCCGAAAAUGCCAAAUUCAUGAAAGAGGUUGCCAAGGAUUUGUUGAAAUUCAAUUGGCGCACCUACAGCUCGGCCGAUGUUAAACGGCAAUUCAAAAUCUUAUCGAAGACUGGCUAUUCUGCCUUGCCCGCUGAAGAUUAUGCCGAACUUUUGGAAGUCCUCUCAUCGAUGGAAGCUAAUUUUGCCAAGGUCCGUGUAUGUGAUUAUAAGGAUAGCGAGAAAUGUGAUUUGUCUUUGGACCCUGAGGUUGAGGAAAUCAUUACCAAGAGCCGUGACCCCGAGGAAUUGAAGCACUACUGGGUUCAAUUUUACGAUAAGGCUGGUGCCCCUACCAGGAAGUCGUUCGAAAGAUACAUCGAAUUGAAUGCCAAGUCGGCUAAGUUGAACAACUUCACCGAUGGUGCUGAGGUCUGGUUGGACGAAUACGAAGACGACACCUUUGAACAGCAGCUGGAAGCCAUUUUCGAAGACAUCAAACCCUUGUACGAACAGGUCCAUGGUUAUGUCCGUUAUCGUUUGAAUCAAUUCUAUGGCGAUGAUGUCGUGCCUAAGAACGGUCCUUUGCCCAUGCAUUUGUUGGGUAACAUGUGGGCUCAACAAUGGUCUGCCAUUGCCGAUAUUGUUUCACCCUUCCCCAACAAGCCAUUGGUUGAUGUCAGCGACGAGAUGGUUGCCCAGGGUUAUACCCCCUUGAAAAUGUUCCAAAUGGGUGAUGAUUUCUUCCAGUCGAUGGGUUUGAAGAAGUUGCCACAAGACUUCUGGGAUAAGAGUAUCUUGGAGAAGCCCACCGAUGGCCGCGACUUGGUUUGUCAUGCUUCGGCCUGGGAUUUCUAUUUGACCGAUGAUGUGCGCAUUAAGCAAUGUACCCGUGUUACCCAGGAUCAAUUCUUCACCGUCCACCACGAGUUGGGUCACAUCCAAUAUUUCUUGCAAUAUCAACAUCAACCCUUCGUCUAUCGUACCGGUGCCAAUCCUGGUUUCCAUGAGGCUGUCGGCGAUGUCUUGUCUUUGUCGGUGUCGACACCCAAACAUUUGGAACGUGUUGGCUUGUUGAAGAACUAUGUCAGUGAUGAGGAGGCCCGCAUCAAUCAAUUGUUCUUGACUGCCUUGGAUAAGAUUGUCUUCCUGCCCUUCGCCUUCACCAUGGACAAAUACCGUUGGGCCUUGUUCCGCGGCCAAGUAGACAAAUCCCAAUGGAACUGUGCCUUCUGGAAAUUGCGUGAAGAAUACUCGGGUAUUGAACCACCAGUAGUCCGUACCGAAAAUGAUUUUGAUGCCCCAGCCAAAUACCACGUGUCGGCCGAUGUUGAAUAUUUGAGAUAUUUGGUCUCCUUCAUCAUUCAAUUCCAAUUUUACAAGUCGGCCUGUAUCACUGCCGGUGAAUACAUUCCCGGUAAUCCUGAAUAUCCUUUGUACAACUGUGACAUCUAUGGCAGCAAGGAAGCUGGUAAACUUUUCGAAAACAUGUUGUCCUUGGGUGCCUCCAAACCCUGGCCCGAUGCAUUGGAAGCCUUCAACGGUGAACGUACCAUGACCGGCAAGGCCAUUGCUGAAUAUUUCGAACCAUUGCGUGUCUGGUUGGAGGCUGAGAACACCAAGAACAAUGUUCCAAUUGGCUGGACUAAGUCGGACAGUAAGUUUUCCCCUUUUUGA